AUGUUUCUGUCUCUUCCUACAUUGACUGUCCUUAUUCCACUGGCUUGUUUAGUAGGACUGUGCUAUUCAGCCCCUGCUGAAGAAAACUUCCCACAGGGCUGCACUGGCACAGCUAGCUUUCACAGUCUGCUCUUGUCAAUUACCAUACCAGUAAUGUUCUUCCACCUUUGGACUUGGAUGGGUAUUAAACUCUGCAGAUAUAAUUAA
Molecule: messenger RNA, 207 nt
Organism: Choloepus didactylus (southern two-toed sloth)
Lineage: Eukaryota; Metazoa; Chordata; Mammalia; Pilosa; Megalonychidae
Product: phosphatidylinositol N-acetylglucosaminyltransferase subunit Y-like
Exons: 1
Coding region: 1-207 (68 amino acids)
Source: RefSeq, a predicted model, not a curated record